Molecule: messenger RNA, 1174 nt
Organism: Carica papaya (papaya)
Lineage: Eukaryota; Viridiplantae; Streptophyta; Magnoliopsida; Brassicales; Caricaceae
Product: inositol diphosphatase DSP4-like
Biological process (GO): protein dephosphorylation
Cellular component (GO): cytoplasm
Molecular function (GO): phosphatase activity
Source: RefSeq, a predicted model, not a curated record
AUCUCAUCUCGCAUUCACUGCUUCCCACGAUCCCCUUCCGUCAAAUUCUAAUCCAAAUUAUAUAAUAAUCCUCCGUAAAUUCAUAUUCUGAUUCAGUAGAAUUUCCCUUGAAAUUCUCUUCCUAUUUUCUUUUUAAAUUUUCUCUUCUUCUUCUUCUUCUUCUUCUCCUCCUCCUAGCAAAAGAUUCAAUUUCGGUUUUUUCUUUUCAAAUAUUUUGGCGGGAAGAUCAUGAGAAUAGAUGACGUGGAGGGAGGGUUUCGUGCGGUAAUCGCGGCGCGGGAUCCGCCGCCGGCAAAUGGGAAGGAGGAUGGGGAAGAGGAUGAGAACGAGGAGAGGGACGGGGAGGAUCUGUUCGUGCCUCCGUUGAACUUUGCGAUCGUUGAUACGGGAAUUUUCAGGUCGGGGUUUCCAGAUUCUGCCAAUUUCAGCUUCUUGCAAACCCUAGGGCUCCGUUCGAUUAUAUAUUUGUGCCCUGAGCCUUAUCCAGAGACCAAUAAUGAAUUUUUGAAGGCUAAUGGGAUUAAGCUUUUUCAGUUCGGGAUCGAGGGGUGCAAGGAACCUUUCGUUAAUAUUCCAGACGAAGUAAUUCGAGAGGCUUUGAAAGUACUACUUGAUGUUAAUAACCACCCAGUCCUAAUUCACUGCAAACGUGGAAAGCACCGCACCGGUUGUCUCGUGGGAUGCUUAAGGAAAUUGCAGAGAUGGUGCUUAACUUCCAUUUUUGACGAGUACCAGAGAUUCGCUGCUGCCAAAACUAGAGUGUCAGAUCAGAGGUUCAUGGAGUUAUUUGAUAUUUCCAGCUUGAAGCACUUGUCAAUGUCAUUUUCAUGUUCAAAGAGACAAUAACAACAGUAUAGUUGCUUGAAAGAAGUUUUUUCUUGACUUUCAUCUCCGGCAUUCAUAACCACCCGUGAGGAAGGGAAGUUUGAUUUAGAGCCCGAAAAGAUCAAAGUUUAAACUUUACUGCCCCAACGUGUGUUCUGUUCAUUUUCAUCAAAAGAUUGAGCUUUACAUUCCUUCUGUCGUGCUACUAUAUAUACCAUUAUUAAUUUGUUAAGUCUUGUUGACCAUACACCUUUGAAAUGGUGGGUGGAGUUAUCAUAUCUCCAGUGCAUUAUCAUACUAUCAGGUCAUAGGAAAAAGCAAUCAUAAGAAAAUCUCUCUUUGUUCUAAA